Molecule: messenger RNA, 1710 nt
Organism: Papaver somniferum (opium poppy)
Lineage: Eukaryota; Viridiplantae; Streptophyta; Magnoliopsida; Ranunculales; Papaveraceae
Exons: 5
Coding region: 143-1462 (439 amino acids)
Biological process (GO): oxidative RNA demethylation
Cellular component (GO): nucleus; cytoplasm
Molecular function (GO): ferrous iron binding; oxidative RNA demethylase activity; broad specificity oxidative DNA demethylase activity
Source: RefSeq, a predicted model, not a curated record
AAUUCUGCAUCAAAAACGAUGAGUCUCACUCCCAGUCUCUACAAAUAGACGCUUUGCUCUACUGCAAAGAAAAAACACAUUGAAGCCCUAAUUUCUCCGUCAAAAAUAAGUUCAUAUUAUUAUCUCUUUUAACGAGAGAACGAUGAAUCAUCCCAGACAAAGAGGCGGAAAAAGUAAUAGAGGAAGGCCUGGAGGCUCGCCAAAUACACAAUGGGUACCAUGCAAUAAAAAGGUUGAUACAUCAUCUACUAGCAGGGAUAAUUCCUCCUGUACUGAUGGAAGUCCAGAAAAUGUAGGGCGGAAAGUUUCUGAAGAUUCAACUGGAAAUGAGCAAUUAUCAAAUUCUGAAAGACAUCAGCAUAUUGGAGAAUUGACUGCCAAUUCGGUACCUGAAGUGCACCAGGAUCGAUUUUCAAUGGUUGAUCCUUCUGCAAGAAAGGGCCAAGGCUCGUGUAGCAAUAGUUGGGUUUCAGUUAAAGGCUCAGCUGGAAAUGAGCGACCAUCAAGCGCUCAAAGACAUCAAAGUCCAAAGAUUCCUUCGUCUUUGCUCUCGGGCGGUUCUUCCUUACCUAUCGACGUUUCGCCACUUUCUGUUCGUGUUAGUGAGGCAGACAACCUUUGCAAUACUGGAAAUCAUCAAAAUGUCCCUGCAAAACCAGAAAAUAAACUACCUGGAGUUAAAUUGGAUAUCUGCAAGGUCAAAAGUGCAGGGACAGUGAUACUGAAACCUUCUGUAUAUGCUAAAAACAGAGAAAUACGAAAAGCUUCUUUGCAGAAGAGUUCUGAGAUAUUGAGGCCUGGAAUGGUUCUUUUGAAGAAUCAUAUUAAUCAUGCAGAUCAGAUGAAAAUCAUUAAGGUCUGCCGAGACCUUGGCUUGGGUGCUGGGGGAUUUUAUAAACCUUGUUUCGAAAAUGGAGGCAAGAUGAAUCUGCAGAUGAUGUGCCUUGGCAUGAACUGGGACCCUGAGAGAAAAGUAUAUGAUUAUCGACGAUCAGUGGAUGAUGCAAUACCCCCUGGUAUUCCAGAUGAGUUCAAACAGAUCGUCAAAAGGGCUGUCACAGAGUCUCAUGCUCUUAUAAAAGAAAAACACAAAAAAUGCAAUCCAGAAGACGUGAUUCCUUCGAUGCAACCAGAUAUGUGCAUCAUCAAUUUCUACUCCAAAACUGGCACACUUGGUCUCCAUCAGGACAAAGAUGAGACCAAAGAAAGCCUUGAUAAAGGUUUGCCUGUUGUGUCCAUCUCAAUUGGUGAUUCAGCAGAAUUCCUGUAUGGAGAGCAUGGAGAUGUUGAAGGAGCAAAUAAGGUAAUCUUGGAAUCAGGGGAUGUACUGAUAUUUGGUGGUAAAUCCAGGCAUAUAUUUCAUGGUGUAAAGUCAAUUCUUCCAGAUACAGCACCAAAAGCUUUGGUUGCUGAAGCCAAUCUCCGUCCAGGACGACUCAAUCUAACCUUCAGAAAGUACUGAAUUGUGUUUGAAAGGGAUGUAAACCCAUGACCGCUGUUUGAAGCCUGUGUCAGUUUCUUUAGAAUUGGAGUGAAGUUUUGUUAGUUACCUAUCUUUUAGUUCUCCACAGGUCAACAAAUAGUUAGGUAAGGUGGAAGCAAAUGUAUUAGACUAGUAACGCGCCUUUCAGAGUGAUUUCAAGGAUGUAUUACAUAUGGGCACCAUGUAAUAAUGUGAAAUAUGAAAUGAAGUGUCUUUUUUCGUAUUGA